Chenopodium quinoa (quinoa) is the source of this 2953-nucleotide messenger RNA. RefSeq names its product filament-like plant protein 7. Lineage: Eukaryota; Viridiplantae; Streptophyta; Magnoliopsida; Caryophyllales; Amaranthaceae. Bases 193 to 2751 code for a protein of 852 amino acids. The transcript has 6 exons. The record is from RefSeq and is a predicted model, not a curated record.
AACCAAAUUUGGUUACUUUAUCUUAUAUUAUGUGUAUAUAUUAUAGUUUUAUAAUGUCUUUGUUGAAUCAUAUAGUAUGACAUGUGUGGUUUAAUAAGUUUGCUAUUAUUAUUAAUCAAAAACCCAAAUCAUGAUUAGUUAAGUUGAGUGUAGUAGCUCUUCUUUGAGUGUUAUUAGAAGGGGGAAGAAGCCAUGGAGAACAAGUCGUGGCGUUGGCGGAGGAAAUCAUCGGAAAAGACGGUAGUUGAUGAUGGAAGAGCUAGUUUGUCUCUGGAAGGAGAUGUAGAAGAGGGUGAAGAGAGAGUAGGACCUGCGAAAUGUCUGAGUAAUAUUAGUGACAAAUCAGCCUCAGUCAUAUGUGACUGUAAUGCCAAGGAUGAACUAAUCAGAAUGCACGCACGAAUAGCAGAACAAGCACUAGCAGGUCAAAAGAUGGCAGCAGCAGAGGCAGCAUACUUCAAGCAAGAGUUAGACAAAGCGCUGCAGCAAGGAGAGCCAGCUGAGCAAAAACUGGCUAAUCUCAAUGCUGCAUUGAAGGAAUGCAUGCAGGAGAUAGAGUCUCUCCGAGAUGGGCAGAAGGUGUUGGUGGAUUUUGAGAAGGAAAAGAGGAAGUUGGAUGGUAAAUUAGCCGAAGCUAGCAAAAGGAUGGUAAACCUAUCAGCUGAAAAUGCCAAUUUGAUGAAGGCCCUUCUCUACAAAGAGAAGUUGGUCCAAGAUCUUGAUAAGGGAAAAGAGGAGCUGGAAGCUGAAUUCGGCAUGCUGAUGGACAGGUUAGAUUCAGCUGAGAAAGAGAAUACGCUUCUUAAGUAUGAGUUCCACAUGAUGGAGAAAGAGCUGGAAUUGCAAAACGAGGAAUGGAAAAACAGCCGUAGAUCAGAGUUGGAAAAUGCAAAGCAAGUAAAGAAGUUAGAAGCCGAAUGCCAGGAGUUACGCAAUCUAGUUAGAAAAAGGCUUCAAGGUCUAAUCGCUCCAUUGAAUACAAAGAGGUCAAAUCCGAGGAUGGGGGAUUCUCCUGAAAAAUCUGGCAGGGGAACAAGUUUCCUCAUUGACAGGGCAUUCAACAUGGAAGAGGAAAACAAGAUGUUGAAAGAGAUGCUGGCUUUAAGUAACGGUGAACUUCGGUCUUGGAGAGUCAAAUAUGGUCAGAUGGCAUCUAGAGUAGCAGAACUUAAAGCACAGCUCAAUGAGCUUUCAGAAGCUGAAAACUCGAUGCAGUUGGCUAUAUCUGAUCUUGGCCUCAGCAAUUAUGAUGAAGUUUGUGAUUCUGAAUCAUGGGCUAAUGCUUUACUAGCAGAACUCGAACAGUUUAGACAAGAGAAAAACAAGAAUGAGCCAGAAAUGGAGAAAUAUGCUAUAGUAAGCACGGAUACACAAGGUUCAGGGAAGGAGUUACAGUCAACCAGUAAAGAACUUGUUCCAAUUUCUGUAGAUAGUAUGAGCAACAAAGAAAAAGGGUUGCUUAGUCAGGGGGAUUCUUGGCUGGAUAAGAUCUUAAAAGUGAUCUUGGAAGAACAUCGAGUUUCGCAAAGAAAUAUGGGUGAGCUUUUGCAAGACAUUCUGAUUGCUUUGGGUUACGAUAAUCUGCAGAAAAAUGAUAAUCACAGCUCAGAUAUUCGUGGUCUUUUGACAUGGAAAUCUUCAGAUUCUACUCCCACAGAAAGUUCAACUCUUGCAAGCUUUUUAAGCAACAGUAUGUCAGUGGAAGACACCAAAGGUCAGAAUGUAACAGGUGGUUCAUUCGCGAGUGAAAAGAUAAGGAAACGUUUCAGUAUUGACAGAUCAAAAAGUGACAACCGAAUGGUGGUUGGCUCUCUUAACCGUCAUGAUACACUUGCUCAGAUGAUAGCAAUUCAAUCAGCAAUGCAUGAAGAGAACAGACAAGUGAAGGAGAAGCUUCAAAGUGUGAUUGAAGAAAAUAUAUCUCUAGGAAACCAACUUCAAGAAUCAAAGCAAACCAUUGAAAGUCUAGAAAGGGAGCUAGAAUCUCUCAAGGAAUCAAAAGGCCUUACUGAGGAACAAGUAGAAAAUGAGAGGUUGAUUAAUGAAGAUCUUGAUACACAGCUUACUGUUGCAAAAGCCAAACAAAACGAGAUCCUCCACAAAUUAUCAUCCUUGGAGGUGGAGUUGGAGGAUAAGAAUAAUUGCUGCGAAGAAUUGGAAACAACAUGCCUUGAGCUUCAGCUUCAGCUAGAAACGUUCAGGCUCUCAAAAAAGGAGUUUCCAGAGAAUGACACAAAUCAAGUAGAGAAGAUACUGAGAACAGAAACAAUUCAAAAUUUGGCCAAGCAACUCAAGGCAUUGCCAUCACCAGAUGCAACACAAUUUGAUGAGCUUCCCUCUCCUGAUACUACUUCAUUAAAGAUUCAGAAUUCCUCAUUGAUUGAUAACAAGAGCCUAGCCAUACAACGCUCUACUCUCCGUGAUCGUAUGUUGGAGGACAGUGGUGAUCAAACAGAUGGUCUCAAGAAUCUAAGAACUAAAGAAGAAGAAAGUUAUGAAAACUCAGAGAAGAAGAGUGUCAACGAUACAGAGUUCAAAGCUCUGCCUCCUCCUCCUGGGCUAAAGGUCCAAUCUCUUGAAGAAGUGAGCACAUUAGCUCUUGUGCCGAGUAAGAAGCCGGGUGGUGGGUUUGGUUUUAUCAGGAAGCUGUUCUUGAGGAGGAGGAAAGGCUCCAGCAAAACAAAAGCUGCUCCAUUGCAGCGUAACACAAGCACCUUGAAGAAACAAAGGGAUGUCUUGCUUGUGAUUUAGUAUAGUAUAUGAACUUGAAUCCUUCUCCCUACUCUUAAAUUUUUUUACAAAACAUUGAGUAAGGAGCCUUUUGUUGCAAGCUAGUGAUCAAAGGCACUAAAGUUUGGGGUUGCAUGUACAUAAUCAAGCAGUAUGAAUUCUUAAAGUUACAAGGUUGUAAUAAUACUUUAUAUGAUUAAAAAAAAAAAAUAUGUACUUCUGU